Microplitis demolitor is the source of this 1571-nucleotide messenger RNA. RefSeq names its product PI-PLC X domain-containing protein 1-like. Gene Ontology annotation, biological process: lipid metabolic process. Gene Ontology annotation, molecular function: phosphoric diester hydrolase activity. The coding region runs from base 158 to 1525 and encodes 455 amino acids. Lineage: Eukaryota; Metazoa; Arthropoda; Insecta; Hymenoptera; Braconidae. The record is from RefSeq and is a predicted model, not a curated record. The transcript has 6 exons.
AUCAGUUGCACGCUCUAAACCUGCUGUAUUCCAUUCUCUUAUAUUUUAAAAACAAACUUUAUUACAAAAAAAAUAAAUUUGUUUUCAAGCAAAUUACUAAUUACUCGCAAUCAUUUCAUGAUUUUAGUGAUAAUUUUCAUGUGAGAAGUAACAGAAAAUGUUUAAAAAAAUAUUGAUUAUUAUUUUAACUGUGGACGUGGCUCGUUCAACACAAUGUGGCAAAGUAUGGCUGACAGUAUCGUCACUGUGGCGACCGAUAGCAGCGAGUGAUAAAGUAAUUGACGCGGAGCUUGAAGUUAAUUGGGAUUUAGACUGUCAGCCGAAUAUCGAACCUCCUGAUACUAUUAAAGUGUUCAAUGCCGAUCCAAUUCAUAACAAGAGCUUGCAGCCCCAAUUGAUACUGACACUCGCUGAACAUCCGGACGGUUAUUAUCGUACAAAUAUUGAGGUCGGAAGGCCUUCUUUACCAGGUGGUUGGGAUGCUACGGGAGGUGCAACUCUACCAGGACCACAUUGUUUGAAACACUACGCAGCGUUAUAUAAAAAUAAUGUAAUUCUAACAAGUUCAUGUUUACAAAUUUGGCCAACUUGGAUGUAUGACCUCAGAAGGCAAUUAGGAAGAUUACCAAUAGGAAGUCUGAUGAUACCUGGAACUCACAACUCAGGAUGUUACAAGCACGAAGAUCUAACUCGUAAAGAUGCAUUCCAAAGAUAUUUAUUAACUCAAGAUCGUGAUGUAUGGACGCAAUUGGUGCACGGGAUACGGUACCUAGAUAUCAGAGUAGGUCAUUAUCCCCCACCGAUGCAUAAUGGUUCCCAUAGUGCAGAAGAUACUAAUCAUACGUCAGGUAGAUUUUGGGUUAAUCACGACGUAAUACGGAUCAAUCCUCUUACUACUAUUAUCAGAGAUGUGAGAAAUUUUUUGGAUGUCGCUCGCGGUGAAGUUGUUAUCCUCGAUUUUCAUAGAUUUCCAAUUGGAUUUGAAAGUAGACCAAGUCGUCAUAGACGUUUGGCGUCGAUGCUUUAUCGAGAAUUCGGCGGGCUGAUACUAAAACCUAGUCGAGGAGUUGACGGUCUUGGACCGACAUUGAAUGAAAUUUGGAACAGCGGAAGAAGAUUAAUAAUUUGUUACGGCGACAAACAUACUGUCAAUGAGUACGAGUGGCUUUGGCCGCCGUUAACACAAGUCUGGGGUAACCAACAAACAACUCAGGGUCUCUUUGAAUACCUAAAUAGUGUGCUAAUGGGCCCAGAGAGAAAGCCAAGAAAUACAUUGAAUCCUCUUUGGGCAAUAAUGGCUGAGCUUACACCACGACCUUUUGAUAUAAUAUUUAAUCCGAGCGGUGCUGGGCUCAGACAGAUGGCAGAUGCGGUAAAUCGCAAUCUCUCGAGUUUAUUUCAAAAUGAAUGGUGGAAACAGACUAAUAUAGUUGCCACUGACUUCUUCCUCGGUAAUAAUCUCAUUCAAGUAUCCAUUCAGUCUAAUAUUAAAAAAAGUAAUAUUGCUCAGUGGAGUUUUUUAUAAUUACUCACAAUUAUUAAAUACUUUUAUUUAUUUAAAUAUUUAUCUA